AUGGCAGACCUCGACGCUGGAAAACCUCUUCUUCUCGACUUCGACUCUCAUUCGCCAGAUAUCACUGCCAAAGACGUGACAAGUGUAUCGUUGCGGGCUCUCGAGGACGGCGAAGACGAUUUCGAGACGGUAGAGUUGCGGCCCAGUCCCAGUGUCAUUAAGAGGCUGUUGAUGGCCGUACGGAGGAGGAAUGUCGGAUUGGGCCUGGGCAAAGAGGACGGGUUUGAUCGGGUGAGGUUUCCGCUUGAUCCGAAGGAGAAAAGUGUUAGGAGGGAGUGGAGGAUAAGGAGGUGUGGGAUCAAAACGGUGUUGGGGCUGCCACUGCUAGUAGUGGUGUUUUUUGGCAUCGUUCAUAUCUCUAAUGUUCUCAUGAGCCUGGUAAACGUCAUCAGAGAUGAUGCCAUCACUUACUCACACGACUUCCUCCCUCUUGAUCAGUACCAAAACGGCGACUACACCGGCCUCACACGGAAUGUGAAACCUAUUCACUGCCACUCGCACAACGACUACUGGCGCCGCGUUCCCUUGUUCGAGGCCCUCCGCUGGGGCUGCACCGGCGUCGAAGCAGAUGUUUGGCUCUUUCCUGAGCGCUCCAACGAUCUUUUCGUGGGCCAUAGUACGCGCGACCUAAACAACGACCACACCUUCCGCUCCAUGUAUGUGGAUCACCUUAUGCGGAUUGUCGAUCAGCAAAAUACCCCCAACACCCAGUUCCAGACCGUCUCGACUGGAGCCAAGAACGGCGUCUUCGAAAUGGACCCAAAACAGACCCUAGUUUUACUUGUUGACUUCAAGAAUGACGGACAUGCUCUAUAUCCCGUUGUCUCGGAGCAGCUCGAGCCGCUGAGGAAGAAAGGAUACCUGUCCUACUACGAUGGCAAGACCCUCAUCUCCGGUCCCAUCACCAUCGUCGCAACUGGAAACGCUCCCUUUGACCUCGUAACACGCAACACCACCCACCGCGAUAUCUUCUUCGACGCGCCUCUCUCUGCCCUCUCACCACUUUCGUCACAGACCACCAGCCGCGACGUCAAGCGCGCUGGCGGCCAAGGCACCGUCGGGACCACCCCACUCUCUACCUUCGACCUAACAAAUUCCUACUACGCCUCCGUCGACUUUAAGAAGGCUAUCGGGUGGUGUUGGUUCGGGCGCCUGUCGUCUUCUCAGAAGGAGCUGCUCAGAGCGCAGAUUCGAGCGGCGAAGGAAAGAGGGCUGAAGAGUAGAUACUGGGGGGCGCCUAGUUGGCCUGUUGGAGUGAGGAAUAUGGUGUGGCGUGUGCUGGUAGAGGAGGGCGUGGAUUACCUUAACGGGGACGAUCUAAGGGAGAUGACGAAGGGAGAUUGGGGUGCCAAGGUACAUGGAAGUUGGAUGGGAUAG
Molecule: messenger RNA, 1377 nt
Organism: Didymosphaeria variabile
Lineage: Eukaryota; Fungi; Ascomycota; Dothideomycetes; Pleosporales; Didymosphaeriaceae
Product: Altered inheritance of mitochondria protein 6
Exons: 2
Coding region: 1-1377 (458 amino acids)
Biological process (GO): lipid metabolic process
Molecular function (GO): phosphoric diester hydrolase activity
Source: RefSeq, a predicted model, not a curated record